CGCCGCCGCCGCCGCCGCCGCUACUUUCCGGGAAGAGAGAAAGCGGGAGAGGAACGCGCGUCGCCUGUCACCCAAGUCCUCCAGCCGCGCCGCCCCGAAGAGUGUAAGAUGUUCGCCUGCGCCAAGUUCGCCUGCACCCCCGCUCUGAUCCGAGCUGGAUCGAGAGUUGCAUACAGACCAAUUUCUGCUUCAGUGUUAUCUCGACCAGAGGCUAGAACUGGAGAGGGCUCUACAGUAUUUAAUGGGGCCCAGAAUGGUGUUUCUCAGCUCAUCCAAAGGGAGUUUCAGACCAGUGCAAUCAGCAGAGACAUUGAUACUGCUGCCAAAUUUAUUGGUGCAGGUGCUGCAACAGUAGGAGUGGCUGGUUCUGGUGCUGGUAUUGGAACAGUCUUUGGCAGCCUUAUCAUUGGUUAUGCCAGAAACCCUUCACUGAAGCAGCAGCUGUUCUCAUAUGCUAUCCUGGGAUUUGCCUUGUCUGAAGCUAUGGGUCUCUUUUGUUUGAUGGUUGCUUUCUUGAUUUUAUUUGCCAUGUAACAGAAAUGUUGUACUGCUUGAAAUGUUGGCAUUCAUAUUAAUUACGGAUGUAAUUCUGUGUAUCUUACUGUGACUCCGAAAACUGUAGAGUUGGUGUCAUGGAAAUGUACAUUAUUUCCAAAGUCAUUUCAUUAAAGAUGAAAACUUUAA
Messenger RNA from Galeopterus variegatus (Sunda flying lemur), 684 nucleotides. It is a transcript of the gene ATP5MC3, whose product is annotated as ATP synthase, H+ transporting, mitochondrial Fo complex, subunit C3 (subunit 9). The transcript is spliced from 5 exons. Lineage: Eukaryota; Metazoa; Chordata; Mammalia; Dermoptera; Cynocephalidae. The record is from RefSeq and is a predicted model, not a curated record. Gene Ontology annotation, molecular function: proton transmembrane transporter activity. The coding region runs from base 109 to 534 and encodes 141 amino acids. Gene Ontology annotation, biological process: proton motive force-driven ATP synthesis; proton transmembrane transport.